This is a messenger RNA of Emiliania huxleyi CCMP1516, 534 nucleotides long. RefSeq lists its product as hypothetical. Gene Ontology annotation, biological process: chloroplast rRNA processing; mitochondrial RNA processing; regulation of mitochondrial mRNA stability. Lineage: Eukaryota; Haptophyta; Isochrysidales; Noelaerhabdaceae. The coding region runs from base 1 to 534 and encodes 177 amino acids. The transcript has 2 exons. The record is from RefSeq and is a predicted model, not a curated record. Gene Ontology annotation, molecular function: RNA binding. Gene Ontology annotation, cellular component: mitochondrial matrix; ribonucleoprotein granule.
AUGCAAGACACCGAAGUUACGAUCUCGCGCUUCCAGCGCUCCGUCGCGAUUGCCCUCGCCGCCGUCCAGCACGGCUUCGAGGAGGAGCAUCCCGAGCCGCGCACCGGCUACUCGCUCGACCUGGCGCUGCCCUCUUCACGCCUCGCGGUCGAGGUGGACGGCCCCUCUCACUUCCUGCUGCCCGACGGCCGGGGUGUGCGCAAACCCAACGGGCACACGCUUCUCAAGCGGCGCCUCCUCGCGGCGGCCGGCUGGCGGGUGAUCAGUGUUCCGUUCUACGAGUGGGACGGCUUGCGGUCGGCCAGUGCGCGGCAGACCUACCUGGAGAGGGUGGCCGUCCUGCCGAAGAUCGAAGAGAGCGAGGCGAAGGCGGCGGCGGACGGCGCGGCGGGCGGUUCAGCCGUGGAGUCGGCCGCAGUCCGGGGGCUCGGCCUCGCGCUGGGCGGGGCAGGCUCGAGGGCAGGAGGCCCCUCCUCGCCCACACGCGGCGACGCUCCUCCAUAUCCCUUCCUAUGGGUGUCCGCGUUUUCUUAG